This is a messenger RNA of Scaptodrosophila lebanonensis, 1721 nucleotides long. RefSeq names its product putative GTP-binding protein 6. Gene Ontology annotation, cellular component: cytoplasm. Gene Ontology annotation, molecular function: GTP binding; ribosome binding. The transcript is spliced from 3 exons. Bases 29 to 1588 code for a protein of 519 amino acids. The record is from RefSeq and is a predicted model, not a curated record. Lineage: Eukaryota; Metazoa; Arthropoda; Insecta; Diptera; Drosophilidae.
GCGUAUAUAUAUAGUUUAACCAGUAAAAAUGGCUUGCUUAAAGUCCGUGUUACGUCUUUCACUAAUUAACCAGCUCCGCCCCAAAGCAAUGUUAACAACCCCGUUCCGUUUAAAAUACACACAACACCAAGGUGUAAAAGGAAUUCGAAGCCGUAAAAGUAGUUAUGAAAUACAAACUGUUCAACCAGAUUCACAAGUCGAUGAGUUUCAACCAGCUUCCGAUGACACCGACAUGCGGUUCCUUGACGAUCGCGCAUAUGAUGAAGUUGCUGGCGGCGCUAUGCGCAUCAGUCGAGGCACAGUCACUGCUCAACACGUGCUUGUUUUGCAGCCGUACAUUAAGUGGUCAGCCAAGCGCACAACUCACUCCGAAGUCCAGCCGAAUGAUCAAUUGGCCGAAGCCAUUGCGCUUGUGAAUUCACUGCCGAACUGGCAGGUUGCACACGCACUUAAGGUGCCCCUAGAAUCGUUGGAGCGUAAAACUCUAUUUGGUACUGGCAAACUCAUCGAGCUUAAGCAGGUAGUUGCAGAUUUGCGGCAGCAGCAGCAACUUAGCUGCCUGUUUAUUAGCAAGGGAACGCUGUCUUUUGCGCAGAAGAGGUUCCUGGAGAGCGAGUUCCAGCUGCCUGUCAUGGACAGAUACUCCGUGGUGAUACAGAUCCUACGGUUACACGCAACCAGUGCCGAGUCACGCCUUCAGGUGGCGAUGGCGGAGAUUCCCUACAUUUGGGCACAGGCCAAGGAUGCCAACGUGACAAAUACGCGUCGUCAGGGCUAUGUCUUGACGGAUUUGCAGAAGGAAAUUCUGCGUACGCGCGAACGUAAACUAAGGGCUGAGCUGGAACGGGUGCGGAAGCAACGUGCAUUACUGCGACAGAGGCGUAAGCAGCAAAACUAUCCCAUUGUAGCCGUGGUAGGCUACACAAACGCGGGAAAAACGUCGCUUAUUAAGGCGUUGACUGUGGAGGAGUCAUUGCUGCCGCGAAAUCAAUUAUUUGCCACCUUGGAUGUAACAGCACACGCUGGCCAGUUGCCAUGUAAUUUGGAGGUUAUUUAUAUGGAUACAGUAGGGUUUAUGUCUGAUCUGCCUACGGGACUGUUUGAAUGCUUUGUCGCUACGCUUGAGGAUGCAAUGCUGGCGGAUAUAAUUAUACAUGUGCAGGAUGCCUCCCAUCCCUGUCAUGCCGCUCAGCGGGAGCAUGUAGAGACUACAUUAAAAAAUCUGGCCUUUAGCAUAUCCAGUGAAUCCGCAAGCCUACCACCUAUCAUCAAUGUUUAUAACAAAAGCGAUUUACUGCAUGGAGGUGAAGAGAAAGCUUUAGCUGAUGGCAAUCAUUGGAUUUCAGCUCGUACUCAAACUGGUCUCGAACCUUUACUUACUGACAUAGAAGACAACAUUUUAGCAGCUACAGAUCGCCGCAAGCUACAAAUGCGGGUGAAGAGCGGCGGUUCCGAAAUGGCCUGGCUUUACAAGCAUGCGGCGGUCGUUGAUGUGUCAGCAGAUUCCACGAAUCCAGAAUUACUCCUUAUGCAUGUUGUGAUAACACAGCGAGCUUUGGAGCAGUUUAAACGUCAGUUUUGUCAAUAACCUACAGUUAAAAAAGUUUAAAUAUUUGCAAAGGCGCAACUGGCACCAUCUAAAUAAUUUAUUCUUACUGUUCUAUUCUACUUUUGCAUAUGUAUAUGUAUGUACAAAAUAUAGUUGGUAAUGGUGUUAUAUA